This is a messenger RNA of Serpula lacrymans var. lacrymans S7.9, 1898 nucleotides long. RefSeq lists its product as uncharacterized. Gene Ontology annotation, molecular function: ATP binding; tyrosine-tRNA ligase activity. Lineage: Eukaryota; Fungi; Basidiomycota; Agaricomycetes; Boletales; Serpulaceae. Bases 1 to 1332 code for a protein of 443 amino acids. The transcript has 8 exons. Gene Ontology annotation, biological process: tyrosyl-tRNA aminoacylation. The record is from RefSeq and is a predicted model, not a curated record.
AUGGCAUCCCCGGAAGAAGUAGAACAAAAAUACGAACUUAUAACACGCGGACUGAAGGAGGUACUUGGUGGGGAUGCAAUCAAGGCCAUCCUCACUGAAGGUCGAUCGCCGAAAUGCUACUGGGGCAAGUGUACCGCUCCUACUGGAAAGCCACACAUCGGUUACUUCGUUGCUCUGACAAAGAUCGCCGAUUUCUUACGGGCAGGAGUUACGGUCAAAAUUUUACUGGCAGAUAUACACGCUUUCCUCGAUAAUCUCAAGGCACCCUUAGAUGUCGUGUCUUACAGAACGAAAUACUACGAGUUUCUUCUCCGCGCUGUCUUCACGUCCCUCGGCAUCCCUACAUCAAAGCUCAUAUUCGUCGAAGGAUCUUCUUACCAGCUGACAAAAGAAUAUAACCUUGACAAUUACCGCCUUUGUGCAACCGUAACAGAGCACGAUGCUAAAAAAGCAGGCGCAGAGGUCGUGAAACAGGUGGAUAGCCCCCUUCUCAGUGGAUUACUCUACCCUGGGCUCCAAGCUCUUGACGAACAGUACCUUGAUGUGGAUUUUCAGUUUGGUGGAGUAGAUCAGCGGAAAAUAUUCACUUUUGCAGAGCUUUACCUUCCUAGACUCGGAUACGCCAAGCGCUCCCAUCUAAUGAACCCCAUGGUUCCCGGUCUCACAGGCGGCAAAAUGUCAUCCUCAGAUCCAAAAUCCAAAAUCGACUUUCUCGAUCCCCCAGAAGAGGUGCGCAAGAAGAUAAAGAAUGCAUUUUGCGAGGAGGGCAACAUUACCGAGAACGGCCUUUUAGCAUUCAUCGAAACCGUGCUGAUACCAAUAAGUGAGAUGCGGCUGGAAAGAAUGCGCGGGGAGACUGUUGCGGAUGAUGAGGAAGGGAAAGGCGCGAGUGGGAGCCAAAAACCUUUUAUCGCCGACGAUGCCCCGGAAGGAACGGUGUUCACUAUAAAACGCAAUCCAAAGUGGGGAGCACCGAGUCAUUACAAAUCGUACAAGGAAUUAGAAAAUGACUUUGCAGAGAAGAAACUGCACCCGUCUGAUUUAAAACCUUCUGUAGCUGAUGCCAUCGUCAGUCUGCUGGAACCAAUUCGAAAGGCCUUCCUUGAAAGCGAAGAGUGGCAGAAUGUGGAAAGAACAGCGUAUCCAGAUCCCAAUGCAAAACCUGAAGGAAAGAAGAAAAAGAAGGAGAAGGUAUACCACCCUCCACCACCGGGUAAAGGCAAGAACGCGAAUGCCACCAAUGCUCCUGCAGAUCCAAAUAUUCCAGCUACAGAGGGAGCUACAUCAGCCGUGGUCAAUGUAGACGGAGUCAAGGAGGCAACAUCGUCAUAAUCAUAUCGCAGUAUCUAUAAAUGUAUUAAACACUCGAUCUGUAGAUUUCAUCUCUCGCAAGGCGGGUAAGAAAAUGAACGGCCAUAUAAUAGUGUACAAAACAUUAGUGGAUGGUAUGCUGCAGGAUGUUAAAGGAAGAAAACUGUGAGAAUCUACAGGAAAAGCUACCAUUCUCAUUAGCCCCUUUUCCGGUCCCGUUCUCUACUCGUCUUAGUUUCCACCCUGACAUAUUCGCUUUCGUCAUGACCACCGUCUUCCUUCCUAACCGUCAUGUAUGACUCUCCUAAAAUCUGGAGUGCAACUGCCCUCAGCUGAGCCUUGCCCCGUGUGAUACUAGGAUCAUCUAGCACCCGAUCACAUGUCUCACGAAGGACCGACUCGACCUCAAGCUUCGUACCCUUUGAGAAGUGCUGCUAGGCCCUUCUCUGCUGCUUGUUCCUCUAAUCGCUGCUUCUCUUCUGGACUCAAAUUCCCAGCUUUCUCUGCAGCUUGAAUUUGAUCGAAGACACUCUUCAGCUCGAUCGCAGAUCGAAGAGUCGAUACACGCUGAAAACGUGAUAUUUGCC